Messenger RNA from Dermochelys coriacea (leatherback sea turtle), 2557 nucleotides. It is a transcript of the gene HOMER2, whose product is annotated as homer scaffold protein 2. Bases 389 to 1561 code for a protein of 390 amino acids. Lineage: Eukaryota; Metazoa; Chordata; Testudines; Dermochelyidae. Gene Ontology annotation, biological process: regulation of store-operated calcium entry; protein phosphorylation; G protein-coupled glutamate receptor signaling pathway. Gene Ontology annotation, cellular component: plasma membrane; postsynaptic density; cytoplasm. The transcript is spliced from 9 exons. The record is from RefSeq and is a predicted model, not a curated record. Gene Ontology annotation, molecular function: G protein-coupled glutamate receptor binding; ATP binding; protein serine/threonine kinase activity.
GGGAAGGCGCCCUGGCCAGCCGCUGCCGGGGCAGCAGCUUGUGGCCCUGCCUGUGGGAGGCGGCUGCGCGAAGCAGGUGGGGACUCGCCGCCGCCUUCCCCGGCUCCGCGGUGCGAGGGAGCUCCCGGGAGAACCCCCCAGCUCCCGCCUCCUGCCCGGCGCCGUGUCUGCGGGGGGCUGGUCGCUGCCCCCGCCGCUGGGAGAGGAGGUUAUGUAAGGGGAGGAGGAGGACGGAGCAGGAGCAGGACGGCUGCCGCCGCCGAGCAGGGAGGGGGAGAAGCCGCCACCGCCACCGCCACCGCCGCCCGCCCGGCUCUCGGGAGAGUCGCCGCCGCUGCAGCCGGCCCGGGAUGCGCAGGAGCUGAGCGCGCUAGUAGCCGGCGGCCGCAUGUGCGAAGUUAGGACGCGCCCCGCGCCCGCCGGGGACAGAGGCGAGAACCCCGGGGGCCCGGCGGGGCUGCAGGCUGCGGGCGCCGCUGGGGACAAGUACCGAGACAUGGGAGAACAGCCCAUCUUCACCACCAGAGCACAUGUCUUCCAAAUUGACCCCAGCACCAAGAAGAACUGGGUUCCUUCAAGCAAGCAGGCUGUAACUGUUUCCUACUUCUAUGACAGCACAAGAAACAGCUAUCGGAUUAUCAGUGUGGAUGGAGCCAAGGUGAUUAUAAACAGCACAAUCACACCUAAUAUGACCUUUACGAAAACAUCGCAGAAGUUUGGUCAGUGGGCGGACAGCAGAGCAAACACUGUAUUUGGUUUGGGUUUUUCCUCUGAACAGCAGCUAACAAAGUUUGCAGAGAAAUUCCAGGAAGUAAAAGAAGCUGCCAAACUAGCAAGAGACCGAUCUCAAGAGAAAAUUGAAACCUCAAGCAAUCAUUCCCAAGAAUCUGGACGUGAAACACCAUCUUCUACUCGGGCAUCCAGCAUAAAUGGAACAGAUGAUGAGAAGGCAUCUCAUGGUGGCUCUGCUGAUGCACAUCUGAAAAGUGAGAAUGACAAACUGAAAAUUGCGCUAGCCCAAAGUUCUUCCAAUGUAAAGAAAUGGGAAACAGAACUGCAGACUCUGAAGGAGAGCAAUGCCAGGCUGACUUCUGCACUCCAAGAAUCUGCUGCCAGUGUAGAACACUGGAAAAAACAAUUUUCAGAAUGCAAAGAAGAGAAUGAUCAACUCAGGAACAAGAUUGAAGAGCUGGAAGAACAGUGCAAUGAAAUAAAUAAAGAGAAGGAAAGAAAUGCACAGCUGAACAGGCACCUCCAGGAACUGGAAUCAGAACUUCAAGACAAAGAACUAGAAUUGGAGGAUCUUCGAAAACAGGGUGAAAUUAUACCCCAGCUAAUGACAGAAUGUGAAUCUGUAUCUCAGAAAUUACAGGCUGCUGAGAAAAAGAACAGAGACCUGGAGGAGAAAGUCAGAACACUAAGGACAGAUGUUGAAGAGAACAAACAGAGACAGAACAGCCUUAAAACUGAAUUAAAGAAUUUUUUAGACAUACUAGAUGGGAAGAUAGAUGAACUACAUGACUUCCGACAAGGACUGUCUAAACUGGGAGUUGACAACUAGACCGCAACAGAUUUUUGUAAUCUAGGGUCUGACUGUUUGGUGUUUUGUUGAUCCCAAAUGUGUAUUUUACAAAAUUUGACUAGAAUGUUCCACUUGUUGGUAUUGUUUCUGUACAUACAGGCUGAAAAUUUGCUGUGUUUUUUCAAACCAGUUGUGCUGCUCACUAAAUUCUUUUGAGAAGAGAAAUGAUUUAUAUGGCUGCUGUGGGUUUGUGAAGAGGUGGAAGAUUCUGUCUCAGGAAUCUGGAACUAGAUCUACCUUAUAUGAAUAUGCAGUUAGUUGUUGCAGGGAAAUUUAUAUCUUUCUUAAGGGCUGUUGCAACCAUAGAAACAGAAAACAAUACUAUCAAUACUCCUAGCAACGUGCAAUUUUAUUUCUUUUGUUGAGUGGAGUGGAGUUAAGAUUAGAGGGGGCUCCUGCCAUCUGUAAACCAGUUGGGUAAAAUGUGUCUGAGUUGAGCUGCAGUCAAGUGUAGCAAAUCCCUCUAAGUAGAUAUUAAGAUCCUUAGGAACAAAUCAAUAAAGCCUAAUUCACAGAAAGAAACCAACCGAUUUUAUACUUGUUACCUCUGAUAAGGGUUUACCAUGUAAAUGUAUGUGCACAUACAGCACAUAAUCUGCAAAGUUGCAGUCGGUCUCGGCUCUUGUACUUCAUAUAAGUCGUACAACAGCUGAUGAGAACUUGUCUCAUUUAACAAGAGCAUCUUUUUCCUCAGCCCUAGUGUUUAAAUUCAGAUAAUUAAGUUAAUCAUUACAUCUUUGGAAAAAAACACACUCUCUUCCUGGGACCAGAUAUACAGCAAUAGGGAUAGGUUAUUGUUUCACGUAUAGGUCUGGGCCCUCUAAUUGUCUGUAUAACUUAAUAACUGCUGUGAUCAUCCACUGAAGUGAUUUCAGAGACAUUAAUCUAAAAAACAUUAGUUCGUUUCACAGAACCGCUGGGGACAGUUUUGUACAAAUGCAAGUUUCUGUUCGGGAGACAUCCAGGGCUAAGGUA